AUGGACUUCAUUCAUCAUCCCCAGCUUCUCAUGGGACAGCAGCGACGUGGAGGCAAACUGCCUCGACUCUGUCUCCCAGCUCGGACCCGGCACGCCAAGCAGAGAGAGUCGGCUCCCCCGCCCGCGUACCAGCCCAUCGAUGGCACGGAUCCCGAGACGACAACCGACAAGCUGCGCCGGCUCUCCCAUGACUUCAGCACGAUGACGAUGCGGAAGAGGGGCAAGCUCAAGGACAAGAUCCUCAAGCCGCAACCGCGCGAGGAGCCCCCGCCCCCCGGCUCGGACGUCACGUACCUCAUCCUCAUGGACAUCGCCCCGCGGGAGGCCGCGCCCGAGUACUACAGGGGGGAGUGGCUGGCGUGCCUCGAGUUCACGACGCGGGACCUCCCGCGGCUGAUGGUGGAGGGCUUCUUCUGGGACGCGGGCAACGUCGUGCCGGAGGGGGGAGGGGGCAGCGUCGUCGCGGGGGAGCUGCGGCAGUAUGAGCAGCAGUUCGGGUUCCGGCACGCGCGGGUGUACAGGUGUCGGAGCGGAGGGGAUGGUGGUCCGGAGUGGACGGGGACGAUACGGGUGUCGGCGAGGGAGCUCAGGGUGCUGACCGAGUUUGAGAUUGGGAUGCUGAGUGUGGAUUUGGUGUUUAGGAUGGAAGCGAGUUGCGGGUCGGGCGAGAGCCGGCAGAAGGUGUAUCAGUAUAGCGUGCAGGAGGAGGAGAAGAGCUUUAAUGCGUGGUAUGAUGAGGCGGUUUUGAAGGGUUGGUGGCCGUGGCCCUGA
Clonostachys solani is the source of this 771-nucleotide messenger RNA. Lineage: Eukaryota; Fungi; Ascomycota; Sordariomycetes; Hypocreales; Bionectriaceae. The record is from the annotation of a GenBank genome assembly.